AUGCAGUUCAAGCUAGGAGCUAGCUUGGCAGUCCUGGCCGUCAGCCAUGUGGCAGUGGCAGCUCUCACACAGAUAACAAAUGAUGAGAUGAGCUCCCUCCUCGAUGCCGGUGGUUUAGAUCUAGCAGACCGCUACGCGCCCAUCUGGUUCUUUGGGCAAGCCCAGAACCAGCCACCCUGCUAUCCAACCUGGGCGUACAGCGGCUCACCGGAUACAUCGGAUGUCUACGAUGCUGCCCACAAGACACCGGCCGCGGCACAGUGUGAUUACCCAGAUGUCGGGUGCAAUUGUCGCAACCCUGGCGUUGGUAUCCGAAAUGAGGGACCUGCAUUUCCCGUUUACUAUACAUACCGACAAUGCAACGAAACCGAGAUUCGCGUCGUGUAUAAUCUCUUUUACGAGAAAGACGGCGCAAAUUUUGCUGGCAUCAACACUGGGCAUGACUAUGACUGGGAACGAGUGGUGAUCAUCCACUCUCGGGAUAGCGACAACAUGUGGGCACCAUCACGCGCCCUGCUUUCUGCGCAUAGCGGGUACCACAACCUGGCCUGGGGCGAUAUCCAAAACACCCUUACGACCGACGAGAUCAAUGCCGGAGAUGCCAAAACCCCGAACGGUGUAAAGGGGAAUGAUCACCCCAAGGUGUAUGUGUCGUGGUCGAAGCAUGCUCACUUCGAUACUCGCAAUACCGGCUGGAACGAUCCGGCGAGUCAAUCACUGGAUACUGCAUUCCGGAGUGAUGAUUGGUGGUACUCCGUCAAUCCACAGUACUAUAUUCGAGCGGAUGAUAGUACGGAGGCUGGUAAGGUUAUCGGCGCUGCUGAUUGGGGUAGCGCAAGCAGUGAUCCGGUGUCGGUGCAGGAUGGUGUAUGCGCGGCUUCAUAG
Molecule: messenger RNA, 885 nt
Organism: Penicillium roqueforti
Lineage: Eukaryota; Fungi; Ascomycota; Eurotiomycetes; Eurotiales; Aspergillaceae
Exons: 3
Coding region: 1-885 (294 amino acids)
Source: RefSeq, a predicted model, not a curated record